Messenger RNA from Camelina sativa (false flax), 2101 nucleotides. Lineage: Eukaryota; Viridiplantae; Streptophyta; Magnoliopsida; Brassicales; Brassicaceae. The record is from RefSeq and is a predicted model, not a curated record.
AAUCUUAAAACCAGAAAGAAAGAGAGAGAGAGAAAUCUGUUUGUUACAUCACCAUUAUAAGAAAAUGAAUUAGAGAUGAAGCGUAAAAAUUGGUGACGUUACCUUUCAGAAGAAGUUAUGUUUCUCCUACAUAAAUAUCACAAAGUUACCAGAUGAUUGAUUCAUCAAGAGCAAAACUGAGACAAAAACAAAAACAUAGUUUUGCUUUGAUUUUUUUUUUCUUUUUUUCUUUUUUUGUAGGAAAGGGUUAAUUAUACGUAACACAGAAACCAAAAUUAUUCUCUUUUUCCUCUAAGAAAAAGAGAAAAAAAUGGAGGGGAGGUUAUUGACGGUGUUGGUCUGCCUCGUCUCUUCGGUGGCGAUUGUGAACGCCGGCGAUCCUUACUUCUUCUAUACAUGGAACGUGACAUACGGAACUGCCUCACCUCUCGGUGUUCCUCAAAAGGUGAUUCUCAUCAACGGUCAAUUCCCUGGUCCUAACCUUAACUCAACCUCUAACAACAACGUUGUCAUCAAUGUCUUCAACAACCUCGACGAGCCUUUCCUCUUGACCUGGAGCGGGAUUCAGCACAGGAAGAACAGCUGGCAAGAUGGUGUGGCUGGGACUUCAUGCCCCAUCCCAGCAGGACAGAACUUUACUUACCAUUUCCAACCUAAGGACCAGAUCGGUUCCUACUUCUAUUACCCAACCACUUCUCUCCACCGCUUUGCUGGUGGUUUUGGUGGUCUUCGCGUCAACAGCCGUCUCCUUAUUCCCGUUCCUUAUGCUGAUCCCGAGGAUGAAUACACUGUCCUUCUCGGUGACUGGUACACAACUGGCCACACUGCUCUCAAGAGCCUCCUUGACAGCGGACGCACCCUUGGAUUGCCCAAUGGUGUUUUGAUCAAUGGAAAGUCCGGAAAGGUGGGAGGAAAUAACGAGCCUUUGUUCACCAUGAAGCCUGGGAAGACUUACAAGUACAGGCUCUGCAAUGUUGGGUUCAAGUCUACCCUUAACUUCAGGAUCCAGAACCACAAGAUGAAGCUCGUGGAGAUGGAAGGAUCCCAUGUUCUUCAGAACGACUACGACUCUCUCGAUGUCCACGUCGGCCAGUGCUUUUCAGUUCUUGUGACUGCUAACCAGGCAGCUAAGGAUUACUACAUGGUUGCAUCAACUAGGUUCCUCAAGAAGGAGUUGAGCACCGUAGGUGUGAUCCGAUAUGAGGGAAGCAACGUUCAGGCUUCAGCUGAGCUCCCCAAGGCUCCCGUUGGAUGGGCUUGGUCUUUGAACCAGUUUAGGUCAUUCAGGUGGAACCUCACAGCUAGUGCUGCCAGGCCUAACCCACAAGGCUCAUACCAUUACGGAAAGAUCAACAUCACCCGUAGCAUCAAGCUUGUCAACACUAAGAGCAUGGUUGACGGUAAACUCAGGUUUGGUUUCAACGGUGUAUCACACGUCGACACCGAGACUCCUUUGAAGCUUGCUGAGUACUUCCAGAUGGCAGAUAAGGUGUUCAAGUACAACGUGAUCAAGGACGAGCCUGCAGCCAAAAUCACAGCAUUGACCGUAGAGCCUAAUGUUCUCAACAUCACUUUCCGUACCUUUGUAGAGAUCAUCUUCGAGAACCACGAGAAGAGCAUGCAGUCAUUCCAUUUGGAUGGUUACUCCUUCUUCGCUGUCGCCUCUGAGCCAGGGAAGUGGACACCUGAAAGCAGAAAGAACUACAACUUGCUCGAUGCGGUUAGCAGACACACCGUGCAAGUCUACCCCAAGUCUUGGUCAGCUAUCCUAUUGACAUUCGACAACGCCGGUAUGUGGAACAUCAGGGCUGAGAACUGGGAGAGGAGAUACCUAGGCGAGCAAUUGUAUGUCAGCGUUCAAUCACCCGAGAAGUCGCUAAGGGACGAGUACAACAUCCCCCUCAACACUAACCUCUGUGGCAUCGUCAAGGGCUUGCCAUUGCCUACAGUCUACACCUAAAUCAACUCUACAAAGUGGGGUGCAUCAUUAAUUAACUAAUUAACCCUUUCCUAAUUUAAGUCUGUAAUUUGUAAACUACCAGAUCCACUUCUUUCAUAUACUAUAUCCUUAAACCACAAUCAAAAACAAAGUUUUGCUUCC